GUUCCUCUUUAUUCUGAGCAGCGCAAGUCUCUAUUAUGCAUCCGAAUGCCUGUUUUUUUAAUCCGUAGUUAAUAAGAAAUACAAGUUUUGCGAUGCAUCACCUCUUUUUUUGUCAACAGUACUUUUUUGCCAUCAUCAUAUUUUCUCCAAUAGUGGAUGACUUUUGUUCACCUUUAAUCUGAAAAACUUUCUGGAUUUUUUUAUACAUCAAUUCACUAAAUUGACAUUUAUAAACUCACCAUGCAUUUGACCGAGACUUGUGUAUGUGUACUAUUUGUGUGUGCAGUGACAUCAGCGUGGAAUAAUAGAGAUAACGAUGAUGAAGGACGAUCAUGGAGGAGAGAGCUGGCUAAAAGGUGUCGAUCUGAAUAUAGAGAAUGUCGCUUUGAUGUGAGAGGAAAACCACUUGGGAGGGUGUGCGGUUCAGACAAUAAGACUUAUAAAGACAUUUGUAGAAUGAUGAAGGUAGCUUGUGAAAGGAGAAAACAAAUUGACCUUAUAUAUGACGGAUCAUGUAAAAGGAGGGACAAAGCGCCAAAUAAAGGAAUAACGUCAGGGGCAGGGGAUAGUUCGGAAAGCUCUGAAGUAUCCAGGGCAGCAUACUGUGUCAGAAUCAAGCAACAGUGUCCCAAGCAUCGUUUACGAGGUCCCAUCUGUGGGACGGACGGAAAGACGUACAGCAGCGAUUGUGAGCUGGAGAAGGCCAACUGCGAUGGGUCUCUGGUCCAGAGAGCAUCGAAAGGAAGAUGCUUUAGGAUAUACACACCCAGUACAACAACAAAUCCUCCAACGCAAAAACCUUGUCGAAGGAGUUGUCCACACCCGUCGCUGACUGGUUCCCGACUCGUAUGCGGCACGGACGGUGUUACAUAUCUCUCAGAAUGCCAUCUAGAAGUACUGAAAUGCCUAUUGGGUAACAUGGUCCAUGUCCUGUACUAUGGACCUUGCAGGCGAAGAGCCUAUCCCUAUCCCUAUCCUGCCACUACCACAACUACGACAAGGCCACCUACCACUCUGCUGUCUACGACGCGCCCUACGACAGUUGCUACGACCAUCCUCCCAGCCCCGACAGAGAAGCCGAUCCCGACAGCAAUGUUUCCGGAAAUCAAUCCAGCUGAUGAUCCUUAUUCAGAUGGUGGUCCCUGCCCGAAUGCCUGCCCAGACAACAAGUGGAAACCUGUUUGCGGGACGGACGGAAAGACAUACGAGACAUUGUGUCACCUACGGUACGAGGCCUGCAUGCCAGGAACACCCGACGUAUCACUGGCCCACAUAGGAGAAUGUGCCGGAGAUGAUUGCGCAAUUUCAUGUGAUGGGUUUGGCUACACCCCUUGUUGUGGAACAGACGGCAUAACAUACUACAACAAGUGCGAGCUAGAAAGAUAUGCUUGUUUCACCAAUACACCCAAAACAAAGCUAUACGUAGAGCAUCCAGGUGCAUGUGUAGCACCUUCACCAGGAUGUCCAUCUGCAUGUCCUGCGCCUGAUGAUAAUGACGUUUGUGGAUCCGAUGGAAACACUUACCCAUCCCUGUGCCAUCUCAACAGACAAGCGUGUUUAGACAGCAGCACUCUCAAUAUAGAUCAUCCAGGGGCCUGCGCCAUAGCCACCAUAGAUCCAUGCAAGCAGAAUUGUCCAUAUCUUUACUCGCCAGUCUGUGGUUCAGAUGGGACGACGUACUUGAACCAAUGCUUCUUCGAUGUGGCAAAGUGUCGAUCACCUGGUCUUCUAGGAGUCUCGGGUUCAUGCGGACUUAGGAUAUCAUGAUCCCCUACUUAAAAGGUAGAUCCAGGAUAUAUCUUCGUCAUAUUUAUUGAGCAGAAAAACCAAAAAACUGAAGAAAAAUGAGAAAAAAAUAUAUAGUAAAGUGAAAGCAGUAAGACAAUUAAAUAUCCUACAGAGGAACUUAGGCCAAAAACGAAGCAGUCUACGCGUUCUUCAUUUACGUUUUCAUCAGGUAGACGCUUAUAAAAGUAUUGAUACUUUGUUGAACUCAGAUUACAAUGGAUUAUAUAACAACCAAAUCUUAAUAUAAACACUUCAGUUUCUGGUGCUUAAAGGUAAAGACCAGUUAUGGUCAUGCGAUUGCAUUGUGAAAGAAACGUUGUGGAAUC
Molecule: messenger RNA, 2114 nt
Organism: Strongylocentrotus purpuratus (purple sea urchin)
Lineage: Eukaryota; Metazoa; Echinodermata; Echinoidea; Camarodonta; Strongylocentrotidae
Product: serine protease inhibitor dipetalogastin
Exons: 9
Coding region: 241-1767 (508 amino acids)
Biological process (GO): anatomical structure development
Molecular function (GO): collagen binding; extracellular matrix binding; calcium ion binding
Source: RefSeq, a predicted model, not a curated record